This is a messenger RNA of Penicillium waksmanii, 1938 nucleotides long. RefSeq names its product CCCH zinc finger and RRM domain protein. Bases 1 to 1938 code for a protein of 645 amino acids. Gene Ontology annotation, cellular component: nucleus. NCBI's taxonomy places the organism in Eukaryota, Fungi, Ascomycota, Eurotiomycetes, Eurotiales, Aspergillaceae. The transcript is spliced from 5 exons. Gene Ontology annotation, molecular function: RNA binding. The record is from RefSeq and is a predicted model, not a curated record. Gene Ontology annotation, biological process: mRNA processing.
AUGCAAUUUACCGACGCAGAAGCCGACCGGCUGAAGAACUGGGUUGUCAAGAAGUUGGAGGACAUCUCCGAUGCAGACUCCGAUGUUCUCGCAGAUUACGUACUGGCACUUAUCAGGUCUGACGCGCCAGAUGAUGAAAUCCGAAAAGUCUCAAUAGAGAACCUCGAAGACUUUCUCCGCGAACACACUACCCCGUUUGUCAACGAGCUCUUUGCCAACUUUGGCCCGAACUCAGCUGCCGCGCCAGCACCGACACAGCAAGCUCCCCAAGCCCAAGCUAUCCCGCAACCCGUUCCCACAGCUCCGUUUCAGCAGCAAUUCGGGGCACCCACUGGCGCACCCACCGGCCCCAGGGGUGAUUACAACAGUCGCAAGCGGUCAUUCAACGAGGGAUUCCAAGGCGAGCCAGAGCGGGAUGGUGGAAAUAUGCAGAAUCGUGCUAUGAAAACUCCGCGCCGAGGCCGCGGCGGUGCUCGUGGGGACUGGAUGGGCAGAGGCGGCCAUAUGCAGGGUCCCGGGCAGCAGUUCCAGCAAGGUCAACCUGGUGGUUUUCCCAUGAUGCCUGGAUUCCCGCCAUUCGACCCGAAUGACCCUAUGGCAGCUAUGAUGGCUAUGCAGGGCAUGGGUUUCCCCCCAGAUGCCCGGCAUGCCACCUAUGCCAGGAAUGCCUGUAGAGAUGGCGGGUCCACGCGUGGCAAUGAUCGGGGACGUGGCCGUGGCCGUGGUGCCUUCGGCGGACGAGGACGCGGCCGGUCCGAUUUCUCGUCUGCAGGACCAAACGAAGACCGAUCCAUCACGACAAUUGUCGUGGAACAAAUCCCGGACGAUAAGUUCUCCGAAGAGGCAGUGCGCGAGUUUUUCUCUCAAUUCGGUAACAUCGCGGAGGUGACGUUGCAACCGUACAAAAAGAUCGCCUUGGUCAAGUUUGAGACCUUUGCGGAGGCCAAGCAGGCCUGGUCCAGUCCGAAGGUGAUCUUCGACAACCGCUUUGUGAAGGUCUACUGGCAUAAACCCAAGCGUGACGAGAGGAACAGCGAGAAUAAACCUGAAGAGCCCGCAUUCAACCAAGAGGAGUUUGAGAAGCAACAACAGGAGGCGCAAAAAUUGCACGAGGAGCGAAUGAAGAAGCGGCAAGAAGCCGAAGAAGCCAAGCAAGCUCUCGAGCGCCAGCGUGACGAACUCAUGAAAAAGCAGCAGGAAGAAAAAUCACGCCUUCUCCAGCGAUUGGGCGUUGCACCGAGUAACGGCAGUGAAGGCGCAGAGGAAGAUUCCAGUAUGCAGGUUGAGGACGAGAACGUGAGCGAUGAGACUAAGAAGCUCCGCGCACAGCUAGCCGCUCUCGAAGCUGAAGCUCAGACCCUCGGUCUUGACGCUAAUGCUGACGCUUCAUUCGGUCGUGGCGGUUAUCGUGGCCGCGGGGGCUUCCGUGCCCGAGGCGGAUACCGCGGACGUGGAACCUACGAUCCUUCAUACCGGGGUGGAUAUCGUGGCCGAGGUGGAUUUGCUCCUCGUGGCCGUGGAGGUGUAUUGCGUUUAGACAACCGACCUCGACGAGUUGCCGUAUCAGGCGUGUCACUGCAUUCAGAUAAAGAUGAAGCCCUGCGACAGCACCUAAUGGGCGUUGGCGACUACGAAUCUAUAGAGUCGAACCCCGGCCAAUCCGAUUCCGUCGUCGUGGCAUUCAAAGAGCGAUACCAGGCCGAGAAGUUCAUGUUCAGUCCCUGGUCUCUCACCUCCUCGGGCGAGGCCCAGCUUUCAUGGCUCCCCAACCUGCCCGUUGCCAAUCCCACACCUGGUCCAACGGCAGAGUCAAAGAAUGGCGGCGGUGAUGACGAGCAAGACGUGAUGAUGGACUCGACUCCGACGGUGAGCGCGCCACCACCGCGCAAAGAAAACAAUGAGAUGGAUUACGACGUGGCAGAGGACGAAAGCUGGUGA